AUGGCGACAUCUAUUAGGUUAGACACUCUUAAGGACUGUCUUCAGUUCCUGGAGUGGUUGUAUAGUGGGAAGGGAAAGAGUAUACAACCUCAGGUUGCUACCGCACUGGCUGACCGUCUUAAAUACAAAUAUAAUGAUGCAAAUACAGGUAAAAUCGCAUCUGCAUUAUCCGCUUUCCUCACUAAAGUAAACACGUUUCAUAAGAAAUUAUGCAGCAACGCACAGUCGGGCAGUUAUGGAGGCACACAACCUAUUGAUGUUCUUAACGCUCUUCUUCAAUGCAUUCCAAAAUUCUUCGCCUCAUUGUACUUUUUGCGGUACAACGUAGAUGUAAAUUUUAAAGCAGUUGGCGGCGGGGAGUGGGCAGAAAAAUAUGUUGCGUAUUAUCAUAACGAGCCACUUGACAAGUAUCUCUAUGCGACAUACAAGGAGCAACAAUACGGCGUAAUUCCUGGUGGAUUCAAGCAAGGCGAGGUUAAAAAUUGGGAUACAUACCAUGGCUAUAUACAAGGCAAACAUUUAUUGAAGCAUAUAACAGACAUUCUGAAUAAAUAUUCCACUACUCACAAUUUUUUUCUCGAUGUUUUCUCCACUUCGGUAAUCCCAGAUUACGGGACACACGAUUCCAAUACCGCGAAUGUUCUUGCAUUAGUGCGAUCGUUUUGCGACAUCGUAAAAAAUGAGAAUAAUCAGAGAGGUGGAGAGUUAAUUAAAAAAUUAAAUCAGGACUUAGUAACAAGAGGAGCCUCCAUAUGUUGGGAUAAUUUGAAAGCACAUUGUGAAACGCUUAAAACCGAAUUUAGCAAAAUUUUCACCGACCAACGCUUUUCAUUUACCGGUUACGGACGAGAACCUAAAGAUCUCAGCAAUGAAAAUUUUGCUCAGACGACUGCGGCCUGGUUGAGAAACAAUUUGAAAAUUAUUAAGAUGAAGUUAGAAAAGAUUCAACCUUUUGACACCACGAAAGUCAAUUUUAAUAGUAAAUUGUUUCGUAAUAUCAAUGUUUUACUUCCUACUCAGUCAAAAGCGUUUGCGGACUAUUUCACGGAUAACUUUUUCCAAUAUGAAUUCACAUUUUAUUCCAACAAGUAUGAAACCCGAAGCACUCAGUAUGCGGAUUUGUUUAAAAAUUGGCAAGAAGUAAUUAGUAUGCUUCGUAAUACAGGCGGCGGUUUGGAUCGCCUAACAACAAUUUUGGACGGUGAAUUGUGCCCACAGAAAGGCGACGAAGAACAUAAUGAUGAUAAAAAGUUAGAAGAUGAAGAUGCUUCCCCUGAACCUGAAAAAGUUGAGGCUCCACCUGCCAAGGUUCCCGAGACCCCAAAGGAAGUAGUGCCAGAGAAGAAAGUAGCAGCUCCCAAAAAGCCGGAAGUGCCACUAGAAAUAAAUUCUGCAGGUAAUCAAAAUCAGGGCAAGAAAGCGGAGAGUGCACAGAACCAGGGCAAGAAAGCGGAGGGAAAUCAAAAUCAAGGAAAUGAUCACAGUGUAGCAAAUACUUCUAUUUCACCGGUUUCACAGGCGGUACGAACUCAGAGUUCAAGUGUUCAAAGUCCAGACUCCGGGUCACCUGGUGCUACUGGUCCCAGUAGUGGUCCGGGCCCGGGUGGGCAGGCGGAUGUUUCUGACGCUGGUCAACCAGGUGUCCAAAAGGCUCAGGCAAAUGGAGACGCCAAUGGUACGGCGUCCAAUACUCCAGGUGCUGGUUCAGUUGGCGAUGUAGGUAACGGAGGAAGUGGUGGCCCCGGUCAUCAGGGUGAAAACCCUCAAGUUCCUGUUGACAAUUGUCCAAGCUCCAAGGGGUUCAUGAAGAUUAAACUUUGGCGUGAUGGCGGUACGUACUGUGUACGCCAAGCUGAUUAUAAUGAACAAGAAAAACGCAAUAAGAAGUGGGACGAACAACAACGGGAAUACGACAAACGAAUGGAACAAAUAAGGAUAGAGGAGCAAGAGGCACAACAAAAGCAAGAAGUAAAUCAAGGUAGGAAGGACGCGAGAGCUUAUCGCAAGGAAGUAGUAAACGAUCAGCGGGAAACACUCGAAUCGAUGGAACGAAAGCCUCAGCAAAUACAUGAUCAAUAUCCGAGUGAAUUGCGUCAAAUGCAACAAGAGCAAUUGUUGGCCCUAGAAGGCUCUGUGAUCACUAACACAAAACCGAGAGCACAUAUGGAUGUAGACAAAGUGUAUCGCCACACAUUAAGUGAUGUUGACGGCAGAAUGAUAUCUGAUACUGACCGUGCAGUAGUCGCUUUCUACGGUGACGAAUUUGGGCGGGGUGAGAUUCCACCGGUCGAAGCAGUUCCAUCUACGAAGUCACAUGUGUCUGAUGUGAUAGGAAUGCCUACAGCCUCGAUCGCCGUUCCUGCUCCACCUGUUAGUUACCAUCCCAGUCGUGAGAAUAGGUUGGGUAUGAUUCCACCUCCUGUAGAAGAGAAUCCGUCGACAAACGAUCAACGAGAUUCUACGUUGAAGCCUGACGAUAUAUCUGUUGGUGGAAGUGUAAUACCUAUGAUGCCGUUCCCAGGCGUGUAUAACAUUGAGUUGAGCUUACCACAGAAACCUAAAGUUCAGGUUAUUCCUAACCCUAAGCAACGUUCUCCAUUGCCACCUAUCGCGCUUUCCGAAUAUUCUGGUCACCAUUACUAUAUUCCAUCUAAAUACCCAUUCAUAGCAACCGUUGACGACCAAACAGUUGAGAAAAUGUUGAAUGUAACCGGUACCUCAAAUAAACUGCAGACGGCUCAAAUUGUCGGUGAUAGUAACGUAGCGACGUUGUCGACACCGGAACUCACAGGCAACAUUAUUUCUGCUUUCAAACAAGAUCCUCGCACGUCACGUUUUCCACCAACUUCGAAACCUUAUGGAGAUGAUGAUGAUGCUUCGGUAGAAUACGCAUCAGCCGUUACAUUUAACGACAAUAUCAUGAAAACAAUGGCUGGUGUAGCCGGUCACCCGGUUGUUGGUACUAACGGGCAAGUGGAUAUAUCCCAGAUUCCGACUGCCAUUUCGCUAGACGCCGGAGACAUACACCAUCUGGAAGGACAAGAAAUAGAGGAUAGUUUCACAAUGAAGCGCCAAGAGCAGGAUCUCCUAAAUUUUCAAAAUGAGGAGCUGAAACAAGGUUCGCAAAAUGCACAACGUGAACGUGAAUUGUUAGCGCUUAAACAAGAAUCAGAUCACAUAAACGAAGAACAAAAAAAAUUAAUGCAAGCUGCACAAGUAGACGCUGAUCGCAUACGUGCGUUCAAGGAUUCACAGUUUGACAUUUCUAGUGCCCCUCUACGUGUUGAUGAAAUGCAAUUUGACAUCCAAAUAGACGUCCCAAAACGUCCACUACAGGAUUCGUCAUAUGACAUAGACCUAGAUGACCCUUAUGCCAACACGGCGGAUAUCCUUAAAGACGAGUUAAAACCUUCAGACGACGAAGGCUUCUCAGGCCUGCCUAACACUAAUUUCGAUCUGAACUUUGCGCCGGAACGUAUCGGGCUUGACGGCUAUGAAGAUCCCGGGAUGCCUAGUGACUCUCCACGGAAGGCAAGUGAACGUGUAAUUAACCCAUUUAGCACAGAUGAAUGUCUUAACCCCUGGUCCGUUGACACUUCCUCCACUGAUAUAAUCAACCCACCCCCCUCCUCAGUCCCAGUCACCGACCAUCUGCCCCCGCCUCGAACCGUCCGGGAAAUGCUCUACUGGUUUGUUGGAUUAAAUACACAAGGACUUAUUGCUAAGAUUGAAAGCCAUAUUAAAAGCAUUUUGAAUGAUAUCAGCAAUGAUGCUUCCCAGUCUCCAUAUGCCAUCGAGGUCACCGGAUAUCCCACCGCGCUGACCGCCUCCAUGGUCACCUCCAAACUGACCGAGGCGUGUCUCUACUCAGCCACCGUUAUCUACAAAAUUAGGCAUAACAAUGACUUCAAAGCGUUUUCAACCUUCGACUUCAAAUCAGAAUAUACUAAGUUUUGUUACUCCCCCGACGCCGCCUCUCUCCUCUGCCAGCUGCGUGACUACGUGUACGCCUGCCACUACCAGUUGGAGUUCCUCAAGUCGCAGUGUAAUCGGGAUAAACUAAGUGGUGGUUGGAAAAAUGAUGAGUACGGCAGCGACAUAACUUCUCUCAACUCCCCCCUCCAGGCGUUCCUGACUGACGACUGGGACUCCGACUUCGAGACGCACCUCUUCGACCCUUGCAACCUGUGCCUCAAGAGCAGGGUGAGAAUGGGAUUCAGGGAUGAAGAUCUGCCUAAUCUAUCGCAAUCCGGCAGUGUCAUUUCCACCAUCCUCACUCCCAGCUGCGGCGGUGACGACCCCUUGCUUACACUGUCCUCCUACCUCAACUGCCUCACCAAUCCACGUAUUCUCCGCACAACCAACCUAUAA
Babesia bigemina is the source of this 4371-nucleotide messenger RNA. RefSeq lists its product as hypothetical. NCBI's taxonomy places the organism in Eukaryota, Apicomplexa, Aconoidasida, Piroplasmida, Babesiidae. The transcript has a single exon. The record is from RefSeq and is a predicted model, not a curated record. Bases 1 to 4371 code for a protein of 1456 amino acids.